Molecule: messenger RNA, 3499 nt
Organism: Trichoplusia ni (cabbage looper)
Lineage: Eukaryota; Metazoa; Arthropoda; Insecta; Lepidoptera; Noctuidae
Exons: 10
Coding region: 118-2892 (924 amino acids)
Source: RefSeq, a predicted model, not a curated record
AUAUCAUUCGUUGUAUCGGUUGUAUUCGUUUUGACGUGACGUUGUGUGACGUUAUGUGAAGUUCGCAUUCGAUUCAAAAUAAUUCGUUACUUGUUAAACAAAUAAACAAAUGUGAAAAUGUCGAAUAAUAACGUGAAUAACGAGAAGAAAAAGUCUCUGUUGGCUUAUAAAGAGAAGAUACUGCAAGAAAUAAAGUACUAUGAUACGCGCAUUGAAGAUUUUCGCGCCAAUCAUAAAAAUAACAGCUAUCGGGAUGAUGACGAUAGUUCUGGUUCUGAUGAUGAGCUCCUCCAGAUGAUAGACACGGGUCCAUCUGUCGCUCAGCUGAAGCUGAAACAGGAAGUCAUGAAGACAUGUCUGCUGGCUACUCAGGAGCUGACCAGUCUGACGGUCCUGGAGUCACAAGUCAACGUGCUGGUUGAUGCACCGGAUAUCGGAAGGGAGAAGCCCAUCACAGAGCCAGGACUCUGGAUAGAGGUGACAGCGGAGUGCGAGAUAGACCUUGUAAACUUUACCAUACACUUCUAUAUGCAUAAACCUUACCGCACUUUCGCUCCGCCGUCCUACCGCUGCCUGCGAGUCGAACCGGUGCGCGAGUCCGACAAGUUGGAGCUGGAUAAGUCAGUCCUGCACACCCUGAAGUUACCUAGCGAUGCCGUAGAGGUAAUGAAGAGCUAUAACGCGGCAUUCCGCUCUCGUCGCACGACUCUGUCAAGACUUGACAAGAAAUUUGCAAACGCUUUGUUGAUGGAGAAACAUCCAGAAGGCGGGUAUAUAUUCAAGUGCGCUGGCCUACUGGAGGUGUGCUGGCGUUUGGAGAACAAAUGGUCACCCGUCGCGCCCUUCCAUCAUAAGAUGAAGUUUGAUCUUGAAUAUAUGGACGAAUCUUACAUAAAAAUAAUAACACAAGUUCACAAACAGCUCUUAGACCCCUCAUUACAAACAGACGAAAGAACAUUACUCCUAUCUAAGAUAAUCACGACUUGUCUAGAAGCCAGAGGACCCAUAGACACGGAAUCAGACCUAGAAAGCAAGACCGAAAAGGAUGAGUUUGAGAAAAGAGAUAGCGAAGUUAUGGCACCACCUAAGUCUUUGCCCAAGAAGUCAAAGAUUAGUAAGAAGAGAAGUUUAGAAGAGGAUGGCAAUAUAGUGAAAAGGAUAAAAAAUUCUGAUUUUGAUAAUCUUAAUACAAGAAAAACUAAGAGUGUAGAUGAAUAUUCAAGUGCAGUUAAGAAAAUGAAGGGGAAUGAUGGUGUUGCUAGUGUCAAAAAUGUACAGGGAAGUGGUUUUGAUGAUAAAAGUUCUAAAGAUGGCAACAUUGGAGAUGAUAAUGAUGAAAUAGUUAGAAAAAAUGUAAAGGGUAGUGUUGAAGAGAAAAGUGCUAAAGUUAAAACUAAGAUAGCUAAGGAUGCGAAUAUUGAAGAGGCUGGCAACACUAAAACGAAAAGUACUCAAAAGGAAUCUGCCAAUGGAGACAACGAUAAAAAUGUACCGAAGAAUAAAGAUGCAGAAACUAACAUUGCUAAAGAUGGUAGCAUUAAGCCGAAAAGCAAAAAUCCAAAAGAAGUUGGCAACACUGCGGAAAAGAACAUUAAAAAUAAACCUAAGAAUAAGGUAAAUGAAGUAACUGAAGACAAUAAAGAUAAUAAUAACGCCAAAAAGAAAAGCCCGAAGGAUACUGGCAACAUUUCAGCAAAAAAUAAUAACAAACCAAAAAAUGUAGACACUAUAAAUAACAACGAAAAUAAUGACAACACUACCACUAAAAAGAAGAGUCCCAAAGAUUCUGGCAACACUGCAGUAAAAACUAACAAUAAUAAACCUAAAAAUGUGGAAAAUAUUAAUAAUGAUAAUACUACAACUAAAAAAAAACUUCCUCUUAAAAAUAUAGAAAAUAGAAAUGAAAAGGUUAAUGAUGAAAACACUGGUAUAAAAAAGAAAAUAACUAAAGAUUCUGGCAACACUGGAGAUAAGGCUAGCAACCCUAAGUCUACUCAAAACGAACAGACUGAUCAAAAGAAACUUAAUCUUAAAACUAAAUCUAAAAUAAGUAAGGAGCCAAGUAAUAUAGAACUAAGUGCUAAAUCUAAAAAUCAUCAAAAAGACAUUGGCAACACUAAUAUUAAUACAAAAUCUAAAAGUACUGAUAAAAAAGAAACUGAUGUUGCCAGCGCAAAAAACGAUGAAAAUAUUCCUUCUAAAGACGUUGAUCGUCAAAGUAAGGUAGUUAACAAAAGGAGUAAUGUUGCCAUUACAAAAAAUACAAAAGCUGAUUUAAAUAGUGCUGUGAAUCCCGUGAAUAACAAGAAAAGUAUAGCCAGCACUAAAAAUGAUGUCGCAAAGAAAACUUCAGAUAUUAAUAUGAAAAAUAAAGAAAACACAGAUGUUUUAAAUAAAGAUGGAGAUUUGAUAAAGAAAACUACACAAAAGAAUGCAACAAAUAGAAUAAAAGACAAAAUAUCUACAAUCAUCGAAAAAGUUCCCGAGAAAAAUAUCCAAAACAAACUAUCAAACAACAUAAAAACCAAAACAAUCACCAUUCCAAAGAAAAAAACUUCAAAUGAACUAAAAAUGAAAACUAUAAUCCCUAAAAUCUCUUCACAUCGAACCUCAAUAAAACUACCAAAUGACAAAGUUUUGAAAGCUAGCAACACUGGAAUUAAAACUGGCAACAUUAACAAAGAUGGCGGGAAGCCGAAAUCGAAAAUUCCUCAAAAGAAAUUAUCUCCUAUAAGCGAAAGUUCAUCGAAGAAAAAUCCAUUGAGAAUAAGUCCAAGAAAAAUGCUGCCUUCAUUUAAAACCACGGUAAACGUCAUGAAGCAGAAAGUUAUGAAAACAACAAGUAUACCGCGUCUGAUGAAGGAUUCAGUGACGAAAAGUGCCAAUAAAUAAUUAGUUUUUAAGUCUAAUUAUAGUGUUCCGCCUCUACCCCACCGUUAAAGCUUACCAGACACUGUAUUUUAAAAUGGUUUUAGUUUGUCUACAGACACUUUUUGAAAGGUGAGAAAAAAACUACUCCCUUUGCGAGGAAAUGUAAUCUUUGUGUUUAAAUUGCAAUCAUUGUGUAACAUUCAAGCCACUAUGUCACCCAGACUCUGAACAAACGUUUGUGCAACACACGAAUGCUUGUCCUACGCGGGGAUCGAACCCGCGACAAGUCGUGCACAGUAGGGUUGGCGUGAUCAGCUUUACUACUCGGCUGGCUGUGCAGUCUACAUUUAACAAAAUGGGGUUAUUCAAAAAAAUAAUAAAAUCCGUCUAAAUCUUUUUUAUCCUGACAUUAUUAGACAGACAUUCCAAUUUUAUUUACCUGACAUUUGACAUGGAUAAAUAUGUUUCAAUGGUAAGCCUCAUAAAAUUUAAAAUAAAAUAAUUAUGUGAAUAAAUAAUCAAUUUAAAAAUGUGUACGUCAUUGAACCACAAGUAAGGAUUUGUUUUAAUUUAUAAGUGUGUGUAUAAAAUGUUGUUAAAACGAAUUAAAUGAUGUUUUCAAUUCGAA